CCUUCAGAGGAAACCCUUCAUUCUGCGAGGGGUAUAAAAGGGCCCGCCCCGCCCUCAGCAUCCAUCCGUUGCCCGCUCUCCUCCGCUAGCACACGCAGCAGUAGCAGCCGCCGCCACCACAACCACCACCAUGAAGCUCGUCAUCCUCGCCUGCCUGGCCGCCGUCGCCCUCGCCGCCCCCCAGGACUUCCCCGCUGAUGUCAUUGAGAUCGUGAGGGACGAGCGUGUUGACAAUGGCGACGGUAACUUCAACUACCUGUUCGAGACUGCGAACGGAAUCGCCACCAACGUGCAGGGCGCCCCCGGCUCCGUGGGCCAGAGCAACAUGCAGGGAAGCUACAGGUACACCCUUGAUGACGGCUCCGUCGUCGAGGUCACUCUCACCGCUGACGAGAACGGCUACCGCGCUGACUCCCCCAUCAUCCCCGCUGCCCCGCCCGUCGCCGAGCUUCUCCGCAUCGCCGAGCAGCAGCGCGCCGAGGGCAUCACCUUCGACGAACAAGGCAGGAGAUUGUAAAUGACUGUGCUAGAUGACGAGCACGAGACCUCGCGGCUGAGGCUCCUCGUGUGUGCAGCAACGAAAGCUCAAGGAACAUCCUAAGAAAUCUGAACACCAACACGCAAACACUCACACAGACACGCAUUCACGACGCAGACACGAUAAGGACUGAUCGCAGGCUCUAUGAGGUCCCUGAGUCUGUCCUUUGUAUUUAGUCAAAGAUAUACUUGUUAAUAAAAGAUGCGAAGAUGA
Scylla paramamosain (green mud crab) is the source of this 751-nucleotide messenger RNA. RefSeq names its product cuticle protein AM1159-like. The record is from RefSeq and is a predicted model, not a curated record. Gene Ontology annotation, molecular function: structural constituent of chitin-based larval cuticle. Gene Ontology annotation, cellular component: chitin-based extracellular matrix. NCBI's taxonomy places the organism in Eukaryota, Metazoa, Arthropoda, Malacostraca, Decapoda, Portunidae.